CGCUCGGUGUCCUGGGGAGUUGAUCACUCUGCUCAUUUACGCACUUGUUCUCAGGGACCGCUUCUUUCUCCACUUCAUCCUCAUUUUCUCAGUUCUUCUGUUUUGGGACAGUUUGUUUUCUUCUUUCUCUCCUGCACUUUUGGCGCCCAAGGAUUUCUUCAUUUGCCAUCUACUUCUUCUGUUAUUUUUCCCCUCCUGUGUUUCUAAGUCACCACAGUCAUCAUGAACGGGACAGAAGGUCCAAACUUCUACGUACCGAUGUCCAAUAAGUCAGGCUUGGUCCGCAGCCCGUUUGAAGAGCCACAGUAUUACCUAGCUGAGCCGUGGAAAUACUCUUUGCUGGCUGCCUACAUGCUUUUCCUCAUGAUCACCUCCUUCCCAAUUAACUUCCUCACCCUCUACGUAACUGUGCAGCACAAGAAGCUCCGCACACCCCUCAACUACAUCCUGCUGAACCUUGCUGUGGCUGACUUGUUUAUGGUGAUUGGGGGGUUCACGGUCACACUCUAUACCGCCCUGCACGGGUAUUUUGUCCUGGGUGUGACGGGCUGCAACAUCGAGGGCUUCUUUGCCACCAUGGGAGGUGAGAUUGCUCUGUGGUCCCUGGUGGUCUUGGCCAUUGAACGCUACAUUGUGGUGUGUAAACCCAUGACGACGUUCCGUUUUGGAGAGAAGCACGCCAUCAUGGGGGUCGGCUUCACCUGGGUUAUGGCCCUCACCUGUGCUGUUCCACCACUGCUUGGGUGGUCCAGGUAUAUUCCAGAGGGGAUGCAGUGUUCUUGCGGAAUAGAUUAUUACACCCCAAAGCCUGAAAUCAACAACACCUCAUUUGUCAUCUACAUGUUCACCCUCCACUUCUGCAUUCCUCUCUUCAUCAUUUUCUUCUGUUACAGUCGCCUUCUCUGCACCGUCCGUGCGGCUGCAGCCCAGCAGCAGGAGUCCGAGAGUACACAGAGGGCGGAGAAAGAGGUGACCCGCAUGGUGGUUGUCAUGGUGAUCGCAUUCUUGGUGUGCUGGCUGCCAUACGCCAGUGUGGCUUGGUACAUAUUUGCCAAUCAGGGUACUGAGUUUGGCCCCGUCUUCAUGACCAUCCCCGCCUUCUUUGCUAAGAGCGCUGCCCUGUACAACCCUGUCAUCUACAUCCUCCUCAACAGACAGUUCAGAAACUGCAUGCUGACCACUGUUUGCUGUGGAAAGAAUCCUUUCGGUGAGGAAGAGACCAGCACCACUGUCUCUACUAAGACUCAAUCUUCUGCAGUCUCCUCCAGCCAGGUGGCCCCUGCCUGACCCAUCAUAUCAGACCUCCAGCACACCCAUCAACACCCAGCACACCUGGGAAAUCAUCAUCAAGUAGCCUCCUGUUGGCCAGAUUUGGAACUUUUUAACCUCCAUUUGGCCAAUCGUCUAUUCUCUACUUUG
This is a messenger RNA of Colossoma macropomum (tambaqui), 1419 nucleotides long. RefSeq names its product rhodopsin-like. The transcript has 5 exons. Lineage: Eukaryota; Metazoa; Chordata; Actinopteri; Characiformes; Serrasalmidae. Bases 223 to 1287 code for a protein of 354 amino acids. The record is from RefSeq and is a predicted model, not a curated record. Gene Ontology annotation, molecular function: G protein-coupled receptor activity. Gene Ontology annotation, cellular component: photoreceptor outer segment; membrane. Gene Ontology annotation, biological process: visual perception; phototransduction; G protein-coupled receptor signaling pathway.